AUGGACCUUGAUAAACCGUCUGUCUGGGGCUCAUUUAAACAGCGGACCAGGCCUUUGUUGGUCAACCUGAGCAAGAGGAAGGUGAAGAAAACCUCAAGCAAAGCCCUGGACUUACAGGCCCAGCAUCAUCUGGACCGCCGCCUGAGCCUGUCUGUCCCGGACCUCCUGGAGGCUGAGGCCCUGGCCCCCGAGGGGCGGCCUUACUCCGGCCCCCAGUCAUCCUAUACCUCGGUGCCCAGCAGCCUAUCGACCGCCGGCAUUGUUCCCAAGAGCAGCAGUAGCUCUUUGAAGCAAUCCGAAGAAGAACUGGAUUGGAGUCAGGAAGAAGUGGGCCCCUUCCAAGUGGGGGAAACAGACCCCGAGGAGCCCUUCACCUCUCCUGCCGAGGACAGGAGGGCUUCCAGCAACGGCUCCUUGGGUCUGCUCCAGAAAACGCCCCCUGGAGAGGAUGCCACCGAAGGGCCAGAGGAGCUCUGUGGAAGUGGUGAUCUGAAUGCCGCUCUGACAUCUCAGCAUUUCAAAGAGCAAUCUGGUCUCAGGGAAGCUGGCGAUGGCUUGAGUAACCUGCCCAGCCCUUUUGCCUACCUUCUCACCAUCCACCUGAAGGAAGGUCGGAACCUGGUGGUCCGGGAUCGCUGUGGCACGAGUGAUCCCUAUGUGAAGUUUAAGCUGAAUGGGAAGACCCUGUACAAAAGUAAAGUCAUAUAUAAGAACUUGAACCCAGUCUGGGACGAGAUAGUCGUAUUGCCAAUUCAAAGCCUUGAUCAAAAGCUGCGUGUGAAGGUAUAUGAUCGAGAUUUAACUACAUCUGAUUUCAUGGGUUCUGCUUUUGUCAUUUUGAGUGAUCUUGAGCUUAACAGAACGACUGAGCAUAUCUUAAAAUUGGAAGAUCCAAACAGUUUAGAAGAUGACAUGGGAGUGAUUGUAUUAAAUUUGAACCUAGUAGUAAAACAGUGUGAUUUCAAGAGACACCGUUGGUCGAAUCGGAAGCGGUUAAGUGCCAGUAAGUCCUCUUUGAUACGCAACCUCCGGCUCUCAGAGUCCUUGAAAAAGAACCAACUCUGGAACGGGAUUAUAAGUAUAACUUUGUUGGAAGGAAGGAAUGUCUCAGGCGGAAGCGUGGCAGAGAUGUUUGUCCAGUUAAAACUGGGAGAUCAGAGGUAUAAAAGUAAGACACUGUGUAAGAGUGCAAAUCCGCAGUGGCGGGAACAGUUUGACUUUCACUACUUCUCUGACAGGAUGGGCAUUUUGGACAUUGAAGUGUGGGGAAAGGACGGCAAAAAGCAUGAGGAACGUUUGGGCACGUGUAAAGUGGAUAUCUCAGCCCUCCCACUCAAGCAAGCCAAUUGCUUGGAGCUGCCAUUGGAAAGCUGCCUGGGGACCCUUCUGAUGCUGGUCACCCUCACACCCUGUUCAGGGGUCUCGGUCUCAGAUUUGUGUGUGUGCCCCUUGGCAGACCCCAGCGAGAGAAAGCAGAUCGCCCAGCGCUUUUGCUUACAGAACUCCCUGAAAGAUAUGAAGGACGUCGGCAUUUUACAAGUGAAGGUUUUAAAGGCAGUAGAUCUCUUAGCAGCAGAUUUCUCAGGGAAGAGCGAUCCCUUUUGCUUGUUGGAGUUAGGAAAUGACCGACUUCAGACACAUACCAUUUACAAAAACCUCAACCCUGAGUGGAACAAAGUUUUUACAUUUCCCAUUAAAGAUAUCCAUGAUGUUUUGGAAGUGACAGUGUUUGAUGAAGAUGGAGACAAACCUCCUGAUUUUCUUGGAAAAGUCGCCAUUCCCUUGCUGUCUAUUCGAGAUGGACAGACAAACUGUUACGUGUUGAAGAAUAAAGAUUUAGAACAAGCUUUUAAAGGAGUUAUUUACUUGGAGAUGGACCUCAUAUAUAAUCCGAUCAAAGCAAGUAUUCGGACCUUUACUCCCAGAGAAAAGCGGUUUGUUGAGGAUGGCCGCAAGCUGUCCAAAAAGAUCUUAUCCAGAGAUGUAGACCGAGUGAAGAGACUCACCAUGGCUAUGUGGAAUACAAUACAGUUCCUUAAAAGCUGCUUCCAGUGGGAAUCCACGCUGAGAAGUACAGUAGCAUUCAUGGUGUUCUUAGUCACUGUCUGGAACUUUGAACUCUACAUGAUCCCUCUGGCUUUAUUGCUCCUCUUUGUCUACAAUUCCAUCGGAACUGCGAGAGGGAAGGGUGGCAGCAUCCAGGACAGCCAGGAGAGCCCGGACAUGGAUGAGGAGGAGGAUGAAGAUGACAAGGAAUCUGAGAAGAAGGGCUUAAUUGAAAGAAUCUACAUGGUUCAGGAUAUUGUCUCAACUGUUCAAAACAUCUUGGAGGAAUUAGCCUCUUUUGGAGAAAGAAUUAAGAACACAUUUAACUGGACGGUCCCAUUCCUUUCAUUCCUGGCCUGUUUGAUACUGGCAGUUGCCACCAUCACACUGUAUUUCAUUCCACUCCGGUACAUCAUUUUAAUCUGGGGCAUAAACAAAUUCACUAAGAAGCUUCGAAACCCCUUUGCCAUCGACAAUAAUGAGCUUCUGGACUUCCUCUCCAGGGUACCAUCUGAUGUUCAAAAGGUGCAGUAUGCGGAGUUGAAGCCGGGCGGUAGCCAGAGCCCCAUUCGGAAGAAGCGCAACGCGCUCUAG
Rangifer tarandus platyrhynchus (Svalbard reindeer) is the source of this 2640-nucleotide messenger RNA. NCBI's taxonomy places the organism in Eukaryota, Metazoa, Chordata, Mammalia, Artiodactyla, Cervidae. The record is from the annotation of a GenBank genome assembly.